AUGAUGGAAGCGUCGGAAAAUGGCAGCACCGGUCGGGGAGUGGGUGGCAGUGGUAGCAACAGCGGUGGCCACAGCUCAUCCUACGAGCCGCUGGAAGGCCGCCGCACCUUCGACAAUGCCGACAGUCCCGAUCUGGACGGGGGAGGACCGCCUAAAGAUCGGCGACGCCUCGUGUUCUUCGCCCUCAUGACGGCCGGCGUCGGCUUCGUGCUUCCCUAUAACAGCUUUAUUAUAGCCGCCGACUACUGGCAGUCCCGGUUUCCCGGUCAAUCGGUGGCACUGGACAUGUCGAUGACUUACAUCAUCGUCGCGCUGGCCACGGUACUGUUGAACAAUGUGUUUCUUACGUUGGCACCGUUCCGGGUUCGCGUAGCGUUCGGCUACGCCGUGUCCUUCACGACGCUGGUGUUUGUGGCGCUGUGCGAAGUGGCCUGGCACAUGUUUACGGCAAAAACGGCGUACUCGGUGAACCUGGCCGCCGUUUCACUCGUUGCCAUGGGCUGCACCAUCCAGCAGUCGAGCUUCUACGGGUUCGCCAGCAUGCUACCGAAGCAGUACACCCAGGCGGUGAUGGCGGGCGAAAGUUUGGCCGGCUUCCUGGUCUCUUCCAACCGGGUCGUGACGAAGCUGCUGAUCAAGAGUGACCGCGCCUCGACCGCCAUCUUUUUCCUCACCUCGACCGUGUACAUUGCGUUCAGCUACGUGCUCCACUCGAUCACGACCCACUCACCCUUUGUGCGGUACUACAUGAAGGCUUGUGCCAAAAUUGUCCUGCGACCGGACGACGAUCAGACGCUGAGUGAAACGCUCGAAGGAGGAGACCGGUACGGGGUGCUGACCCUGGAUUCCAGCCCCCCGGUUCACAUGCCACCGGGUUCUACGGCGUUAAGUUUCAGCAAUCCCGUGUACGAUCUCUCGAAUCCGACGGCCAGCAUUGAGACGGUGCUGGAGACGAACCUGACGUCCACGUCGAACGGGACACGCUCGGUAACGACCACCGCGACCGUCCCGGCCGGGUCCAGCGACGUUCCGAACGUGGCGUUCAAGGUGGAGCACGUGAUGACGCCGGACAUUUGCAGCUCUGGCCGUUUCGGUAGCUUCCGCAGUGGGCUCGAAUCGCGGUGGAAGGUGGCCCACGCCAUCUACCCGUACAUGGCGUGCAUCGCAAUGGCGUACUGCGUCACCCUGUCGCUCUACCCGGGCAUCGAGUCGGAGAUCAUUUCCUGCAACCUCGGCACCUGGAUGCCGGUGCUGCUAAUGUUCACGUUCAACGCGUCGGACGUGGCCGGGAAGCUCCUGGCGGCGGUCCCGUACUGCUGGUCCCGCCGGCAGCUCAUACUAAUGUCCGGCCUGCGGGCCCUUCUCGUGCCGCUCAUUCUGCUGUGCUGCUCGCCCCGCGAACAGCCCGUGAUUGCGGGCGAAGCGGCGGCGUUCAUCUUUACCGCGGCGCUCGGCAUCAGCAACGGGCUGGCCGGGAGCCUUCCGAUGAUGCUCGCCCCGGACAAGGUGUCGGCCACGUUGCGCGAGGUGACCGGCAACAUGAUGACACUGUCGUACAACAUCGGCCUAACGGCCGGAUCGCUCGUGGGCUACGUGUUCGAGUCGAUGCUAGGACCGCAGCUACCGAAUCCUUGCCCGCAGUACCCGUUCGUACCGCCGAAGCCCAACCAACCGGCGGGCACGAUCGGUCUGAACGCAAGCCACCCGUUUGCGACCGGAGGCACCAGCACUGGGGGUCAACCGAGCACCACCACGUCCGCGGCCACACUGGCCUCCUCCACCACCACCACCAUGGCCACCUUGCUGACGACGCUAACGGCGGCGGUGCUGCGCAGUACAGCAGUGGCGAGUAGUAACUCCCCGGACACGACCACCUCCAUAUCAUCGCUUUCCGCCGGCUCCAGCUCCACGAGCGCUUCCACGCUGCACGAUCUGCUGACCAGCACCACCACCACCGGCUCGCCGACCGCGUUCGAUGGCAACCAGCUGGCGACGAUGGCCGCCACGCUGCUCUACAACGCCACCAGCUCGCUUCUCGAUCCCUCCAUGAACCCCGAGUAAGGGUGACCCCGGCGCACGAGGACAGAUCCAAAGUAUUAGAACAAGACAUCUGAAAACUGUGAAUGUAUAUUGUACUCCUGUUACAGUAAAUCCCUGACUCUUACUCAGUAACGGCCGCUAGCGAACGCUCAGGCUCAGGCGGAUGCGGAAGUGAACACAUAAUCGCUGUGCGAACGGGAGACGCUCCAACAGGAACACAGAACGCAGCACGAUUGACGUAGCAAAAUGUCCGCUCGUUUCCGCGUGGACUGAACUCCCCUGGGACUAGAUGGACAUGGUAGAUACUAAAAGCUCAGAUUGGUGCCGGAAGGUGAAGAAGAAGCAAGGCAAGGGAUAAGAUUGAUAUUAGGAACGGAACACAGGGCACAGGGCUACAAACCGAAACAGAUGCGCAACGCGUCAAAAUACCAAAGAAACAGACAAUGGGUGUGUGUGGGUAAAGUGCAACGGACGGAGAUUUGGUUUGGCAUAAAACGCGGCAACAACUACCGGCGAGACUACCAUCCGAGGGCGCGACAACUUGUGAUCGCGCUCGUAAAACCGUAGAAAAUGUAAAAAAAU
This is a messenger RNA of Anopheles cruzii, 2622 nucleotides long. RefSeq names its product equilibrative nucleoside transporter 4 (gene Ent3). Lineage: Eukaryota; Metazoa; Arthropoda; Insecta; Diptera; Culicidae. Gene Ontology annotation, cellular component: plasma membrane. The transcript is spliced from 6 exons. The coding region runs from base 1 to 2061 and encodes 686 amino acids. The record is from RefSeq and is a predicted model, not a curated record. Gene Ontology annotation, biological process: nucleoside transmembrane transport. Gene Ontology annotation, molecular function: monoamine transmembrane transporter activity; nucleoside transmembrane transporter activity.